AGUUCCAGCUGGAUGAGCAAGCUUCCCCUUUCUUCUCACAUCCCGGCCUCCCACUGCAGCAAUGGCGCCUAUCUCAGUCUCUCCCCAUUAACGCUGUGUUUCGUUGGGGUUGGAAAAACCUUUUUUGUUUGUUUUUGUUCCCGUUCAUGCUCUUCAGCUGCUCGUCAUCUAGUGUUCGUCGUUGGUCGCCGCCCGCUGGUGGUUGGUCGCAAUUGCUCCUCCAGUUGUCGCCACCGCCACCUGGUCCAUCGUUCACUCUCGUCGCACUAAGGGGUGCACUGUGGUCGGGUGGCCGCAACCUUCAUCUGUUCACCUUUUUCUCGCAGCUCCAAACUCAACCUUGGUGUACUCAGUAAACACACCGCAACCCAAUUUCCUCCCUUCAUUUCUUGCGUUGGAAUGUUCUGAUCCCUCAUGUUGCAAUCUGAACUGGAGACUCAGUUUCCAAGCUGUAUCAAUAUACUCUUAAUGAAGCCAUGUGGUCGGUUCUUAUUUUAUGCUGUCUUCAACGCUGUUUUCAGUACCGAGAAAUCAAUUCUUGUCCCAAGUUCAAAAGUUCGUACCAAAAUCAUGGAAGCUACCCGCUUGCCAAGUUGAUACACAAACCGUGCCUAGUGUUGCAUCUAUGAUUGGCUCUCUUAAUGCAUCUCUCAGAGAGUUUGUCAGACAGAAUCAGUUAUCGAAUGCGUUCGGAGUAUUUUCUCAAAUCCAGAGUCAUGCAGCUUCUUCUGGUUCUUUCAACCUUGUAUUACAUCCCAUUAGCUCUCUUCUUUUAUCUUGCAUCAGCCUUAAAUCAUUGUCACAGGGCAAGCAGAUUCAUGCCCAGAUUAUUUCACUCGGUUUUGAUCAACACCCCAUUGUGGUUCCUAAGCUUAUUACUUUUUAUGCAAAUGUCAAUCUUCUCGCUGAUGCUCAAAUUGCCACCGAAAACACUGAUUGUUUGGACCCCUUACCCUGGAAUUUGCUCAUCUCGUCCUAUGUUAGAUGUGGCCUUUCAGAGGCUAUUUCUGUGUAUAAGAAAAUGAUGAAUAAGCAGGUUAAACCAGACAAUUUCACUUAUCCAUCUGUUCUCAAGGCUUGUGGGGAAUCAUCGGAUUGUGUUACUGGCAUCGAGAUUCACAAGUCUAUCGAAUCUAGCUCUCUGGAGUGGAGUUUGGUUGUCCACAAUGCAUUGGUCUCUAUGUAUGGUAGGUUUGGGAAAGUGGAGGCUGCCCGUGAUUUGUUUAAUCGUAUGCCCUACAGAGAUUCUGUUUCAUGGAACACUAUGAUAAGUAUUUAUGCCUCUAGGAAUAUGUGGGAAGAAGCCUUUCAGCUCUUUGAAAGCAUGUGCAAGGAGGGCAUUGAAGUGGGUAUAAUCACAUGGAACACCAUUGCGGGGGUGUGCUUGCGAACAACCAAUUUCAGGUGGUCACUUCUUUUGAUUUCUCAGAUGAGAAUAUCUAUUCAUCAUUUGGACUCUGUGGCGAUGGUCAUUGGAUUAAAUGCAUGCUCCCACAUUGGAGCCCUUAAAUUGGGAAAGGAGAUUCAUGGACAUGCAGUUCGAACUUGCUCUGAUGUGUAUGAUAACGUAAAAAAUGCAUUAAUUACUAUGUAUUCUAGGUGUAGAGACCUUUGGCAUGCACAUAUGGUCUUCCAUAAAAUAGAAGAAAAAGGUGUGAUUUGUUGGAAUGCCAUGCUUUCUGGAUAUGCUAAUGCGGAUCGAUAUGAAGAAGUGUCCUUCCUUUUCAGAGAGAUGUUCUGCGAGGGGGUUGGACCUAAUUAUGUGACCAUUGCAAGCAUUCUUCCUCUUUGUGCUCGCAUAGCAAAUCUACAGCAUGGGAAAGAAUUUCAUUGCUACAUCGUGAAACGUGAGGACUUUAAGGAUCUCUUGUUAUUGUGGAAUGCUCUUGUGGACAUGUAUGCGAGGUCUGGCAAAGUCUUAGAAGCUAGACGGCUGUUUGAUUCAUUGAAUGCAAGAGAUGAAGUCACAUAUACUUCUAUGAUCGCUGGAUAUGGCAUGAAGGGAGAUGGAGAAAUUGCUCUAAAACUAUUUGAAGAGAUGUGCAGGGUUGGGAUUAAACCUGAUAAGAUAACUAUGAUUGCUGUUUUAUCGGCUUGUAGUCACUCAGGCCUUCUAGGACAAGGAGAAUUGCUGUUUAAUAAGAUGACAGAUGUCUUUGGGGUAAGGCCUUGCUUGGAGCACUAUGCCUGCAUGGUUGAUCUAUUUGGGAGAGCUGGUCUUAUAAACAAAGCGAAGCAAGUUAUAACUGGGAUGCCUUGCAAGCCAACUGCUGCCAUGUGGGCAACUCUUUUAGGAGCCUGUAAAAAUCAUGGAAAUACAAAGGUGGGUGAAUGGGCUGCAGGGAAAUUGCUGGAGAUGAAGCCUGAUCAUUCAGGUUACUACGUGUUGAUAGCCAACAUGUAUGCUGCUGCUGGCUGUUGGGACAAACUAGCAUAUGUGAGGACUUGUAUGAGGGACUUAGGUGUGAGAAAGCCUCCUGGUUGUACUUGGGUUGCUGUUGGCAAUGAGUUUGCCCCCUUUUUGGUUGGGGAUACUUCCAACCCUCAAGCAUCUGAGAUUUACCCCUUGAUGAACGGAUUGAAUGAGCUAAUGAAAGAUGCUGGUUACGUGCCUAGUGAGGAUUUCGCUUCAUCUGAGGAAGAUUUUGAAGAAUUGAGUGCCCUUGGGGGUUCUUGCUGAUAAGACUAGCAACCUAUUAUGUAUAAAUUUACGACAGCUAUUCUUUCUUUACAAUCCUAUUUGUGAGGCUUGUGAAACAAAAUUUCCUAAAUUGGUUGCUGGAGCAGGAACUAUUAUUGAGGUUUCAUUCGCAUUAUUGGAGCUCAAAUGAUAAAUUCACCUUCUAAGGAUAUAGCAGGUUUGACUGUGUCUGUAAGCUUCCCCCAUGAUUAUCUCUGUAUGGUUUAGGUAUCAACUGCUUACACAAAAAAGUUUGUUCCUUAAAUUGAGUGCAUUUUGCGUAGUUUUCUUUAUCAGCAAGAGCUAUUCAUGUCUUGUGAGUCGUGAGCUGUAUGUAUGCUUUUCUGUUCCUCCCUGUAUCUAACUAUUUGCUAUGCCUAAUAAAAUCACAUGGUCACUCUACAAGGCAUAACUUGUGAGUGGAUAUAACCAUCCUAUUUGCGUUUCCCAUGAUCAAGUGUGGUCUUGUGCCUUGAUCAAUUCAAAUGUUGUACUGUUUAGUGUAUGUACAUAAAGACAAGGCACUCUAUAAAAAACUAUUCUUCAUGGUCA
Molecule: messenger RNA, 3232 nt
Organism: Neltuma alba
Lineage: Eukaryota; Viridiplantae; Streptophyta; Magnoliopsida; Fabales; Fabaceae
Product: pentatricopeptide repeat-containing protein At1g71490-like
Biological process (GO): RNA modification
Molecular function (GO): RNA binding; protein binding
Source: RefSeq, a predicted model, not a curated record